This is a messenger RNA of Panonychus citri (citrus red mite), 1674 nucleotides long. RefSeq names its product ATP-binding cassette sub-family E member 1-like (gene pix). Bases 160 to 1674 code for a protein of 504 amino acids. Gene Ontology annotation, molecular function: ATP hydrolysis activity; ATP binding; ribosomal small subunit binding. Gene Ontology annotation, biological process: translational termination; translational initiation; ribosomal subunit export from nucleus. The transcript has 2 exons. The record is from RefSeq and is a predicted model, not a curated record. NCBI's taxonomy places the organism in Eukaryota, Metazoa, Arthropoda, Arachnida, Trombidiformes, Tetranychidae.
UUUUAAAAAUAAAUUUCUUUUGAUUUUGAUUAAGAUUUUUUUUAUUGUUAUUGUCUUGGAUUUUAAUUAUUUUCUGCUUUUUUUGUCGUUGUGAUUUAAUUGUUGUUUGUUGUUUGUUGUUGUUGUGGUCUUAUCACUCAUCUACCCUGAGGAAAUAAAAUGGCAGGACGAGGUCCAGCUGGAGGUGAUACCCAAGAUAAGUUAACUCGUAUCGCUAUUGUCAAUAAUGAUAAAUGUAAACCUAAACGAUGUAAGCAAGAAUGUAAGAAAAGUUGUCCAGUUGUCCGAAUGGGUAAACUUUGUAUUGAGGUUACACCUAAUGAUAAGAUUGCCAAAAUAAGUGAAGAGCUUUGUAUUGGUUGUGGUAUUUGUGUGAAAAAAUGUCCAUUUGAGGCGAUUCACAUUAUCAAUCUUCCAAGUAAUCUGGAAAAGGCGACUACUCAUCGGUAUGGACAAAAUUCAUUUAAACUUCACCGACUUCCAAUUCCUCGACCUGCUGAAAUUUUAGGUCUUGUAGGUACUAAUGGUAUUGGUAAAUCAACAGCUCUUAAAAUUUUAGCUGGUAAACUUAAGCCCAAUUUAGGUCGAUGGGGAACUGAUCCACCAGAUUGGAGUGAAAUUUUGACUUAUUUCCGAGGAUCUGAGCUUCAAAAUUAUUUCACCAAAAUUUUAGAAGAUGAAUUGAAAGCUAUAGUUAAACCUCAAUAUGUUGAUCAGAUACCUAAAGCUGUUAAAGGUACAGUUCAACAUCAUUUAACCAAAAAGGAUGAGAUGAAAAACCAAGACGAAGUUUGCCUUAUGUUGGAUAUUAAUGAUGUUAUACGAAGCAGAAAUGUAGAAGAUCUUAGUGGUGGUGAACUUCAGAGAUUUGCGAUCGCCAUGGUGUGUAUUCAAAGAGCAAACAUUUACAUGUUCGAUGAACCCUCAUCUUACCUUGAUGUUAAACAACGUUUGAAAGCUGCUGAAGCCAUUAGAUAUCUGAUUGCUGCUGAUCGAUUCAUAAUUGUAGUUGAACACGAUCUUGCGGUUCUUGAUUAUCUAUCAGAUUUCAUCUGUUGUUUAUAUGGUGUUCCUGGUGCUUAUGGAGUGGUAACUAUGCCUUUCUCAGUUCGUGAAGGAAUCAACAUCUUUCUCGAUGGUUUUGUCCCAACUGAGAAUCUUCGUUUCCGAGAUACUUCUCUUGUCUUUAAAGUCUCCGAGACAGCAGCCGAAGAGGAGGUUAGACGAAUGUGUCGCUACGAGUAUCCAACGAUGGUGAAAAGGAUGGGUGAUCAAUUCGAAUUGAAUGUAACCACUGGUACUUUCACCGACUCCGAAAUUAUAGUAUUACUAGGAGAAAAUGGAACAGGUAAAACUACCUUUAUUCGUCUCCUUGCCGGUCGUUUUCCUCCUGAUGAGGGAGCCGCUGAUGUGCCAACUCUUAACAUUAGUUAUAAACCUCAAAAGAUUAGCCCUAAAUCUCAAGGAACGGUCAAGAAUUUACUCUUUGAAAAAAUUCGUGAAGCUUAUUGCCAUCCCCAAUUCCAAGCCGAAGUGGUUAAACCUCUCAACAUCGACGCUCUACUUGAUCAAGAAGUUGUUAAUCUCUCUGGUGGUGAAGCUCAACGUGUCGCUUUAGUCCUUUGUCUUGGUAAACCCGCCGAUGUUUAUCUAAUCGAUGAACCACUCGUUUAA